AUGACCAACGGCCGCUACACUAACGGACCUCCUCACUGUUUUAGAGCAGAGAAAAGAGAGAAAGACAAGCUGAGCGCAAAGGAACGAGAGAGGAUUGACCCUCUCUCCCUGGGGCCUCAGACUCUCUCUCUCUGGAGCCUCAGACCCUCUCUCUCUGUGGCCUCAGACCCUCUCUCUCUGGAGCCUCAGACUCUCUCUGGAGCCUCAGACCCUCUCUCUCUAGAGCCUCAGACCCUCUCUCUCUGGAGCCUCAGACCCUCUCUCUCUGGGGCCUCAGACUCUCUCUCUCUGGAGCCUCAGACCCUCUCUCCCUGGGGCCUCAGACUCUCUCUCUCUGGAGCCUCAGACCCUCUCUCUCUGUGGGCCUCAGACCCUCUCUCUCUGGGGCCUCAGACUCUCUCUCUCUCUGGAGCCUCAGACUCUCUCUGGAGCCUCAGACCCUCUCUCUCUGGAGCCUCAGACUCUCUCUGGAGCCUCAGACCCUCUCUCUCUAGAGCCUCAGACUCUCUCUCUCUGGGGCCUCAGACCCUCUCUCUCUGGGGCCUCAGACCCUCUCUCUCUGGAGCCUCAGACCCUCUCUCUCUGGAGCCUCAGACUCUCUCUCUGGAGCCUCAGACCCUCUCUCUCUGGAGCCUCAGACCCUUUCUCUCUGGAGCCUCAGACCUUUUCUCUCUGGAGCCUCAGACCCUCUCUCUGGAGCCUCAGACCCUCUCUCUGGAGCCUCAGACCCUCUCUCUCUGGAGCCUCAGACCCUCUCUCUCUGGAGCCUCAGACCCUCUCUCUCUGGAGCCUCAUAUCCUCUCUCUCUGGGGCCUCAGACCCUCUCUCUCUGGAGCCUCAGACUCUCUCUCUGGAGCCUCAUAUCCUCUCUCUCUGGAGCCUCAGACCCUCUCUCUCUGGAGCCUCAGACCCUUUCUCUCUGGAGCCUCAUAUCCUCUCUCUCUGGAGCCUCAGACUCUCUCUCUGGAGCCUCAGACCCUCUCUCUCUGGAGCCUCAGACCCUUUCUCUCUGGAGCCUCAGACCUUUUCUCUCUGGAGCCUCAGACCCUCUCUCUGGAGCCUCAGACCCUCUCUCUGGAGCCUCAGACCCUCUCUCUCUGGAGCCUCAUAUCCUCUCUCUCUGGGGCCUCAGACCCUCUCUCUCUGGAACCUCAGACCCUAUCUCUCUGGAGCCUCAUAUCCUCUCUCUCUGGGGCCUCAGACCCUCUCUCUCUGGAGCCUCAGACUCUCUCUCUGGAGCCUCAGACCCUCUCUCUCUGGAGCCUCAGACCCUCUCUCUCUGGAGCCUCAGACUCUCUCUCUGGAGCCUCAGACCCUCUCUCUCUGGAGCCUCAGACCCUCUCUCUCUGGAGCCUCAGACCCUCUCUCUCUGGAGCCUCAGACCCUCUCUCUCUGGAGCCUCAGACCCUCUCUCUCUGGAGCCUCAUAUCCUCUCUCUCUGGGGCCUCAGACCCUCUCUCUCUGGAACCUCAGACCCUAUCUCUCUGGAGCCUCAGACUCUCUCUCUGGAGCCUCAGACUCUCUCUCUGGAGCCUCAGACCCUCUCUCUCUGGAGCCUCAGACCCUUUCUCUCUGGAGCCUCAGACCUUUUCUCUCUGGAGCCUCAGACCCUCUCUGGAGCCUCAGCCCUCUGGAGCCUCAGACCCUCUCUCUGGAGCCUCAGACCCUCUCUCUCUGGAGCCUCAGACCCUCUCUCUCUGGAGAGACCCUCUCUCUCUGGAGCCUCAGACCUCUCUCUCUGGAGCCUCAGACUCUCUCUCUGGAGCCUCAUAUCCUCUCUCUCUGGGGCCUCAGACCCUCUCUCUCUGGAACCUCAGACCCUAUCUCUCUGGAGCCUCAGACUCUCUCUCUGGAGCCUCAGACCCUCUCUCUCUGGAGCCUCAGACCCUUUCUCUCUGGAGCCUCAGACCUUUUCUCUCUGGAGCCUCAGACCCUCUCUCUGGAGCCUCAGACCCUUUCUCUCUGGAGCCUCAGACCUUUUCUCUCUGGAGCCUCAGACCCUCUCUCUGGAGCCUCAGACCCUCUCUCUGGAGCCUCAGACCCUCUCUCUCUGGAGCCUCAGACCCUCUCUCUCUGGAGCCUCAGACCCUCUCUCUCUGGAGCCUCAGACCCUCUCUCUCUGGAGCCUCAGACCCUCUCUCUGGAGCCUCAGACCCUCUCUCUCUGGAGCCUCAGACCCUCUCUCUGAGACUCUCUCUGGAGCCUCAGACCUUUCUCUGGAGCCUCAGACCCUCUCUCUGGAGCUCAGACCCUCUCUCUCUGGAGCCUCAGACCUCUCUCUCUGGAGCCUCAGACCCUCUCUCUCUGGAGCCUCAGACCCUCUCUCUCUGGAGCCUCAGACCCUCUCUCUCUGGAGCCUCAGACCCUCUCUCUCUGGAGCUCCUCUACUGUCUCCUUUACCCUCAGACCCUCUCUCUCUCUCACUACUGUCUCCUUUACCCUCAGACCCUCUCCUCUCUCUCUACUGUCUCCUUUACCCUCAGACCCUCUCCUCUCUCUCUACUGUCUCCUUUACCCUCAGACCCUCUCCUCUCUCACUACUGUCUCCUUUACCUUCAGACCCUCUCCUCUCUCUCUACUGUCUCCUUUACCCUCAGACCCUCUCCUCUCUCUCUACUGUCUCCUUUACCCUCAGACCCUCUCCUCUCUCACUACUGUCUCCUUUACCCUCAGACCCUCUCCUCUCUCACUACUGUCUCCUUUACCCUCAGACCCUCUCCUCUCUCUCUACUGUCUCCUUUACCCUCAGACCCUCUCCUCUCUCUCUACUGUCUCCUUUACCCUCAGACCCUCUCCUCUCUCACUACUGUCUCCUUUACCUUCAGACCCUCUCCUCUCUCACUACUGUCUCCUUUACCUUCAGACCCUCUCCUCUCUCACUACUGUCUCCUUUACCUUCAGACCCUCUCCUCUCACUACUGUCUCCUUUACCUUCAGACCCUCUCCUCUCUCUCUACUGUCUCCUUUACCUUCAGAUCCUCUCCUCUCUCUCUACUGUCUCCUUUACCUUCAGACCCUCUCCUCUCUCUACUGUCUCCUUUACCUUCAGACCCUCUCCUCUCUCACUACUGUCUCCUUUACCUUCAGACCCUCUCCUCUCUCUACUGUCUUCUUUACCUUCAGACCCUCUCCUCUCUCUACUGUCUCCUUUACCUUCAGACCCUGUCCUCUCUCUACUGUCUCCUUUACCUUCAGACCCUGUCCUCUCUCUACUGUCUCCUUUACCUUCAGACCCUCUCCUCUCUCUACUGUCUCCUUUACCUUCAGACCCUCUCCUCCCUCUACUGUCUCCUUUACCUUCAGACCCUCUCCUCUCUCACUACUGUCUCCUUUACCUUCAGACCCUCUCCUCUCUCUACUGUCUCCUUUACCUUCAGACCCUCUCCUCCCUCUACUGUCUCCUUUACCUUCAGACUCUCUCCUCUCUCACUACUGUCUCCUUUUCCUUCAGACCCUCUCCUCUCACUACUGUCUCCUUUUCCUUCAGACUCUCUCCUCUCUCACUACUGUCUCCUUUUCCUUCAGACUCUCUCUCUACUGUCUCCUUUACCUUCAGACUCUCUCCUCUCUCACUACUGUCUCCUUUACCUUCAGACUCUCUCACUACUGUCUCCUUUACCUUCAGACCCUCUCCUCUCUCUACUGUCUCCUUUACCUUCAGACCCUCUCCUCUCUCUACUGUCUCCUUUACCUUCAGACCCUCUCCUCUCUCUACUGUCUCCUUUACCUUCAGACCCUCUCCUCUCUCUACUGUCUCCUUUACCUUCAGACCCUCUCCUCUCACAACUGUCUUCUUUACCUUCAGACCCUCUCCUCUCUCACUACUGUCUCCUUUACCCUCAGACCCUCUCCUCUCUCACUACUGUCUCCUUUACCCUCAGACCCUCUCCUCUCACUUCUGUCUUCUUUACCUUCAGACCCUCUCCUCUCUCACUACUGUCUUCUUUACCUUCAGACCCUCUCCUCUCUCUCUACUGUCUCCUUUACCUUCAGACCCUCUCCUCUCUCUACUGUCUCCUUUACCUUCAGACCCUCUCCUCUCUCACUACUGUCUCCUUUACCUUCAGACCCUCUCCUCUCUCUCUACUGUCUCCUUUACCUUCAGACCCUCUCCUCUCUCUACUGUCUCCUUUUCCUUCAGACCCUCUCCUCUCUCACUACUGUCUCCUUUACCUUCAGACUCUCUCCUCUCUCUACUGUCUCCUUUUCCUUCAGACUCUCUCUCUACUGUCUCCUUUACCUUCAGACCCUCUCCUCUCUCUACUGUCUUCUUUACCUUCAGACCCUCUCCUCUCUCUCUACUGUCUCCUUUACCUUCAGACUCUCUCCUCUCUCUACUGUCUCCUUUUCCUUCAGACUCUCUCACUACUGUCUCCUUUACCUUCAGACCCUCUCCUCUCACUUCUGUCUCCUUUACCCUCAGACCCUCUCCUCUCUCACUACUGUCUCCUUUACCCUCAGACCCUCUCCUCUCACUUCUGUCUCCUUUACCCUCAGACCCUCUCCUCUCACACUACUGUCUCCUUUACCUUCAGACCCUCUCCUCUCUCUCUACUGUCUCCUUUACCUUCAGACCCUCUCCUCUCUCUCUACUGUCUCCUUUACCUUCAGACCCUCUCCUCUCUCUCUACUGUCUCCUUUACCUUCAGAUCCUCUCCUCUCUCUACUGUCUCCUUUACCUUCAGACCCUCUCCUCUCUCACUACUGUCUCCUUUACCUUCAGACCCUCUCCUCUCUCUACUGUCUCCUUUACCUUCAGACCCUCUCCUCUCUCACUACUGUCUCCUUUACCUUCAGACCCUCUCCUCCCUCUACUGUCUCCUUUACCUUCAGACCCUCUCCUCUCACUACUGUCUCCUUUACCUUCAGACCCUCUCCUCUCUCUACUGUCUCCUUUUCCUUCAGACUCUCUCCUCUCUCACUACUGUCUUCUUUACCUUCAGAUCCUCUCCUCUCUCACUACUGUCUCCUUUACCCUCAGACCCUCUCCUCUCACUUCUGUCUCCUUUACCCUCAGACCCUCUCCUCUCACUUCUGUCUCCUUUACCCUAG
Knipowitschia caucasica is the source of this 5052-nucleotide messenger RNA. The record is from the annotation of a GenBank genome assembly. Lineage: Eukaryota; Metazoa; Chordata; Actinopteri; Gobiiformes; Gobiidae.